GACCGAUGGCACUCAGUACUUUCAAAUAAUAGACAAAACAUUUUCUGUGAUAACACACUAUACUAACUACAUAUAUUGUAAUUUUGCUUCCGUUUAAUAGCUUAACUUUUAUUUUAAGUAUUAAUUUUUAAUAGUGCGUGCUCAAAAUAUGAAUAUGGACGCAUUUCUGAUGCAAGUUUACAUUCUUAGCAUACUGGGAGUGAGCCAAGCUCGAAGUCGACUAAUAGAACUGCUGCCAGGAUUCGACAGCUUUAAAUAUUGUCUGGAACCGCCGCCCCAGUGUCCAAAUCCAAACAUAACGUUCCAUUUGUACACAAGGUACACAAACGACUACGUGUUAGACAACACAGAUCCGGACAAUCUAUUGCAAGCGCCGUUUAUAUUAAAUGCACCCAUCAAAAUUCUCAUUCACGGUUACACGGGAAACAAGGAUUAUUCGCCGAAUAUCGAACUUAGACCAGCAUACUUGACGUACAAAAACUUGAACGUCAUAUCGGUGGACUACAAGGACCUGGUGCAAGAGCCGUGCUACGUGCAAGCGGUACACAACGUGCCGCUGGUGGGCAAGUGCACGGCCGCGUUCAUCAAGCACUUGUUUCGCGUCCGAACAGACUUGGACUUCAAAGACCUGCACGUGGUCGGUUUCAGUUUGGGCGCUCAGGUGGCCGGCCACAUAGGGCGGCUGACCAACGGCACAAUCCAAAGGAUAACCGGCCUGGAUCCGGCUUCUCCUCUGUUCGACACUUACAUUGUCUCCAACGAGAUGCUGGACAAGUCUGACGCCGUCUUCGUGGAUGUCGUUCACACCAACAUCGGUUACAAGGGCAAAUCCGUGCCGUUGGGCAACGUCGACUUCUACGCCAACAACGCCAUGAUACAACCCGCGUGCGGCUUCAAUUCGACGUGCAGUCACGUUCGAGCCGUCGAGUACUACGCCGAGUCUAUAAUGGCCAAGAAUGAAUUUUUGGCAGUCAGAUGCAUGAGCUAUUUACUAUACACGUUGGACUUUUGCGAACCAUCCAAUCUGAGCAAUCUCGUUCGAAUGGGCGAACACGUACCACAGACAGCCAAAGGAAUAUACUAUUUUAUGACCAACAGCCAAGCCCCUUUUGCUCGAGGACUAUCGCCAUAUCGAGAAGCCAAACCAAAGACGUCCUCCGGACUGAAAAUAUCUCCGUCAACCCUUUCGUUGGGAUCUCUUAAAAACUUUUUUAUCCCACAAUAGGUUCAAACCUGAUGGCAUUUAUUAUAUUUCAUUGUGUUUUUUUUUUUUUACACGUUAUGUAUAUAACUUGUAACGUAUGUUGAACUCAACAAAAAAGUUCCACAGUGGAUUACUCUACUACAUAUUAUAUUACGGCAUUUCAUUAUUAUUGUUGUAAUUAUUAUUAUUAUCUUUAUCAUUAUUUACUACAAAUAAUACCUUAAAUACAAACAGUUGAUAGAAAUAAUUUGUAAAUGUAUACUAAAAAGAUUUAAAGUAUAGUCAUUAUAGUAAACAGUCGUCG
Messenger RNA from Adelges cooleyi (spruce gall adelgid), 1508 nucleotides. Its product is annotated as pancreatic triacylglycerol lipase-like. The coding region runs from base 149 to 1225 and encodes 358 amino acids. The transcript has 7 exons. Gene Ontology annotation, molecular function: lipase activity. The record is from RefSeq and is a predicted model, not a curated record. Gene Ontology annotation, biological process: lipid metabolic process. Lineage: Eukaryota; Metazoa; Arthropoda; Insecta; Hemiptera; Adelgidae.